Molecule: messenger RNA, 1047 nt
Organism: Dermacentor andersoni
Lineage: Eukaryota; Metazoa; Arthropoda; Arachnida; Ixodida; Ixodidae
Source: RefSeq, a predicted model, not a curated record
UCACAUUGCUCCCGACAGUCUCGCGCAGGAGAGGUGCGACAUAUUGAGGCUCCCUGGGGUUCGGCCCUUAGGUGAACGCACCCGGAGACCAAACAACCAGAAUGGCGUCAUCACGCAGCUUUGCGCGGAAAGCAGCGGCGACGUUCGUCACCGUGGCGUGUAUCCUCGUCGGCUCCUUGUCGUCGGCUUCGGGGCAAGAUACAGAUCGAUGCGCACCAAGCUCCGUGAAGAAGUGCUACCUGAGCUAUAAGGAAGCGCUGUGGUGGGAUGAAUUCAGGCCUAACCAAGAGGGCGAGUAUGACGAAGAGAAUUACAAGAUUGGUUGCAGCCGCAUCAAUGAAAAACUCCUCUGCCACAAAGACCUUGCUGAUUGCCCUGAAGCAAUGAACGCUGACUACAGGAUCCAGGAGAGAGGCUACGAGGCAAUGCGUAACAUUAUCUGUGAUAAGGCACUCAGAGAAUUUCACAAGGCCUUCCAGUGUAGGGACGAGGAGAAGCUGGAAGCCUGCGCGAGAACGAUGCGGCCGGCGUCCGAUCCACUGGAGGCUGGCACGCCACCUCCCGAGGUAGCACACUGCAGCCUGCACCCCAUCGAGGUAGCCUGCUUCGAGCAGACAUUCAACUCCUCGUGUCCGCUGCCGAUGAAGACGGCCAGGGUUGCGAUGAUGAGAGUUGUGGACGCCCUAGCCCUACUCGGGGGCUGCAUUUCGUCUGCACAUGCAGUUGUGGCUUCUAGUGGAUCUCUUGCGCUCCUGGUUGCCUCCGUCAUUCUGAGUUGGCCGAGAACCUGACCAGAGAACUGGAAAACAGAAAUCGAGCCAACUCGAAUACGGCCCCCACCGCAGUCUCGUUUUAGAUGCCGCGGACAUUUUACCACCUCUCCAGGGAGCUUGAAGCCGUGUUUUCAUGACGGACACGCAGGGUAGCAUCGACAAUUUGGGACGUCGUUUCACUCCUUCGCUGCAUCCAUUUGGUUCAAGACACUACGGCCGGAAUGCCAUCGGAUAUCACCGAGUUUGUAAAUAAAAACGCACAUAGAACCAUUGC